Phycodurus eques (leafy seadragon) is the source of this 1692-nucleotide messenger RNA. It is a transcript of the gene amacr, whose product is annotated as alpha-methylacyl-CoA racemase. The transcript is spliced from 5 exons. Gene Ontology annotation, biological process: bile acid metabolic process. The record is from RefSeq and is a predicted model, not a curated record. Lineage: Eukaryota; Metazoa; Chordata; Actinopteri; Syngnathiformes; Syngnathidae. Gene Ontology annotation, molecular function: alpha-methylacyl-CoA racemase activity. Gene Ontology annotation, cellular component: mitochondrion. Bases 5 to 1153 code for a protein of 382 amino acids.
CAGCAUGGCGUUGGCCGGGGUACGAGUGGUAGAGCUUGCGGGCCUUGCUCCCGCGCCGUUCUGCGGGAUGAUCCUGGCCGACUUCGGCGCCAAGGUGAUUCGCGUCGACCGCACAAAGGCCGGAGCCUCGAUGGACACGCAAGGUCGCGGCAAACGCUCAGUGGCCAUCAACCUGAAGACUUCCGAGGGCGUCGCCCUGCUCCGGAACCUCUGCGCCCACUCUGAUGUCGUCCUGGAGCCCUACCGCAAAGGUGUGAUGGAGAAGCUCGGUCUUGGUCCACAGGGACUGCUAAAGGAAAAUCCUGGUCUGGUGUACGCACGCCUGACGGGAUACGGACAAAGUGGAAUGUACGCCACGGCGGCCGGACAUGACAUCAACUACCUGGCCAUGUCAGGGCUUUUAUCCCGUCUGGGUCGCAGCAGAGAGAAGCCGUACGCGCCGCUGAACCUCUUAGCAGACUUCGCGGGCGGAGGGCUAACAUGUGCCCUCGGCAUCAUCCUGGCAUUGCUGGAGCGGACAAAGUCGGGGAAAGGGCAGAUCAUUGACGCUAGCAUGGUGGAAGGAGCUGCCUACGUGGGCUCAUUCGUGUGGAAAUCUCGCAACAUCGGCAUGUGGGAUCGUCCUCGUGGGGAAAACAUGUUGGACAGCGGCGCUCCUUUCUAUGACACGUACCGGACGGCCGACAACAAGCAUGUGGCCGUGGGCGCUAUCGAACCGCAGUUCUACAAGCAACUGCUACAAGGUUUGGAAUUGGAGGAGGACCAGUUACCACCACAGAUGAGCUUCUCGGACUGGCCCGAGCUCCAGCGGAUCUUCUCUGAGCGUUUCGCCUCGAAGACGCAGGCGGACUGGUCGCAAAUUUUUGACGGGACGGAUGCCUGUGUGACACCCGUGUUGUCGUUCGACCAGGUGAGCUCGCACCCGCACAAUAACGAACGGGCUUCCUUCGUGAAGGACUCCAGCGGGGAGGAAAGCCCCCGACCGGCCCCCCUCCUCUCUCGGACCCCCGCGGAGGCUUCAGUCAACCCUGGCCCGCUUAUCGGAGAACACACAGUGGAGAUCCUUGUGGAGUACGGGUACAAAAUGUCAGAAAUUGACAAGAUGCUCACUGCAGGCGUUGUGGAGUGUAACGCUGUCAAGGCAAAAUUGUAACGGAUACUUUUUAUUUUAUCCACUGAAAGGAGUAGUCAAUAGAUUUUGGAAUCAAUCCUCAUAAUUAAGGCUAAGGAUAAUAAUUCAUUAGUCCGUUCAUUGUUAAGGGAUCUUUUGAUUUGUGGAAUUCAUUGUUUGUUGAUCGCGACUUGAAGCAAUUGGAGGCAAAAUGGGAUGCACUACUUUACUGCAAUCAACAAUUUUAUGUCUAAAGAACGCCAUAAAAAUUUAAAUUAUGAAAAAAAAAGCUUUUAUUUUAAAGGAAUAAUGUUGGAAUUUGUUGAGGAUAAAGUAGUAGAAGAAAAAUCACAUACAAGAAAAAAGUUGAAUGUUUUGGAGAAAGUAAUUCUGUCAAUAAUGUGGAAUUGAUUGUUGAUUAGUUGGUGUUUUGAAGUAACUAAGCAGAGGUGCAAGUGAUUCAAGUUUGCCGUUUUAAGAAGUGCCCAAAAAAAACUAUUUGCACAUUUACAAGAAAAAUGUCAGAAUUUGGGGGAUCCUAAAAUUUAUGUUUUUAGUUGUGUAUGUAUUAAGAAAAAAAU